UCCUCCUCAAAAUUAGGGCUUGGGUGGUUGGUUAUAUUCUCUUCUAGGUCAGCUUUUGGGCGAUUCUCAUAGAAGUUGCAGGACCUUAAUUCGCCAUCAUGCGAUGGGACACUUAUCUUGAUGACGAGUGAUUGUGGUUAAACAGCAAACUGCCCAUUGUAAUGGACAGUUUUGAAAAGAAACAGGAGAAUGUUGAUGAAUCAACUCCCAUUAAAAAGUGUUCUUGUUCAUAUUGGACGUUAUGGGUCCAUACUUCAAGCUGUUGCUCUAUCAUCUUCAACACCUGAUAGUCUCAUUACCACUGUACUUAACUGCAAAAGCCCCAAAAAGGCACUUGAAUUGUUCAAUGCAGCACCCGAAAAGAAUACUCGGCUUUACUCGGCUAUCAUUCAUGUCUUAGUAGGAUCCAAGCUAUUUUCCCAUGCCAGAUGUUUGCUAAAAGAUCUCAUACAAGACCUCCUCGUAAAAUCUCGCAGGCCAUACCAUGUAUGUCAGUUGGCAUUCAAUGCGCUGAGUAGCUUAAAAACCUCAAAAUUUUCUCCAAAUGUAUAUAGUGAGUUAAUUAUUGUCUUAUCUAAGAUGGGACUUGUAGAUGAAGCUUUGUGGAUGUACCGCAAGGUUGGGGUGGCGGUUGCAAGGCAGGCUUGUAAUGUGCUUUUAGAUGUCUUGGUUAAGACUGGAAGGUUUGAAUUGUUGUGGGGGAUUUAUGAAGAAAUGGUUUCCAAUGGGCUGUCUCCUGAUGUUAUCACUUACGGCAUCCUAAUUGAUGGUCGCUGCCGGCAGGGCGAUCUUUUAAGGGCGCAUGAAAUAUUCGAUGAAAUGAGAGUGAAAGGAAUUGAGCCAACAGUUGUCGUGUACACCAUUUUUAUUCGUGGCCUCUGCUCGGAUAACAAAAUGGAGGAAGCAGAGGGUAUACAUAGAUUGAUGAGGGAAUUAGGGGUACUUCCAAAUGUGUACACUUACAACACUUUGAUGAAUGGGCAUUGCAAGGUGGCCAAUGUAAAACAGGCUCUUAGAUUGUAUCAUGACAUGCUGGGUGAAGAUCUAGUGCCAGACAAUGUUACAUUCGGCAUUUUAAUUGACGGGCUCUGCAAAUUUGGUGACAUCAAGGCCGCUCGGAAUCUUCUUGUGAAUAUGGUAAAGUUUAGUGUUACUCCUAGCAUAGCUGUAUAUAAUUCUUUGAUCGAUGGUUACUGUAAAGCAGGGGAUAUUUCUGAAGCAAUGGCUUUCCUUUCGGAGCUGGAAAGGUUUAAGGUUUCACCAGACGUCGUUACUUACAGUAUACUUAUUAGAGGUCUCUGUUCUGCGGGUAGAAUUGAAGAAGCAGAUAACAUGCUUGAGAAAAUGAUGAAAGAGGGAAUUCCUGCAAACUCUGUUACAUAUAAUUCACUUAUUGAUGGAUGCUGCAAAGAAGGCAACAUGAAUAAGGCCUUGGAAAUAUGCUCCCGAAUGAUCGAGAACGGUGUAGAACCAAAUGUGAUCACGUUCUCAAUGCUGAUUGAUGGUUAUUGCAAGAUAAGGAACAUAGAAGCUGCUAUGGGCAUAUACUCAGAAAUGGGUAUCAAAAGCCUUUCUCCUGAUGUAGUUGCUUAUACAGCUAUGAUAGAUGGGCAUUGCAAACAUGGUAACAUGAAAGAGGCUCUAAAACUCUAUAAUGAUAUGCUGGAUAAUGGUCUUACUCCAAAUUCUUACACUCUUAGUUGCUUAUUAGAUGGACUUUGUAAAGAUGGCAGAGUCUUGGACGCACUCGAACUUUUCACGGAAAAGGCUGAAUUUGGGACUACAAAAUGCAAGGUUGAUGCAGCAGAAAGCAAGCUUUCCUUCACAAAUCAUGUGGUGUAUACAGCUUUAAUCCAUGGAUUGUGUGAGGAUGGACAAAUUUUCAAGGCAGCAAAGUUGUUUUCAGACAUGAGAAGUUACGGUUUGCAACCAGAUGAAGUAAUUUAUGUGGUCAUGUUAAAAGGUUACUUCCAAGUUAAACGCAUCCUCGACAUGACGAUGCUACAUGCCGAUAUGUUGAAGUUUGGUAUUGUCCCAAACUCGGCCAUCUACUCGACAUUGUCUAAGGGUUAUCGAGAGAGUGGAUUUCUGAAAUCAGCUCUGAAUUGUUCAAAGGAGCUUAAGGAACUAUAUUGUUGAAGCUAUCAAUGGGGAGCCUUUUUCUCAAGUCAUCCAGUUGAUUGCAAUGAAUUGACGGAGAACUUGAAUCCACAUUCUUUUCUCCCUGGAGUGAGUGGAAACUGCUCUCUCAAGUUCUGAUCAUAAUUGGGUAAUUGGGGAAGAGGGGAACUGGUUUUCUGCUGUGAUCAGUGAUUAGAGAAGAGCUUGAGAAACAGAUAUGCUUUUGGAU
Molecule: messenger RNA, 2350 nt
Organism: Cucurbita maxima (winter squash)
Lineage: Eukaryota; Viridiplantae; Streptophyta; Magnoliopsida; Cucurbitales; Cucurbitaceae
Product: pentatricopeptide repeat-containing protein At5g61400
Exons: 3
Coding region: 190-2139 (649 amino acids)
Molecular function (GO): protein binding
Source: RefSeq, a predicted model, not a curated record